Messenger RNA from Panicum hallii, 2096 nucleotides. RefSeq lists its product as uncharacterized. NCBI's taxonomy places the organism in Eukaryota, Viridiplantae, Streptophyta, Magnoliopsida, Poales, Poaceae. The record is from RefSeq and is a predicted model, not a curated record. The transcript has 8 exons. Bases 114 to 1820 code for a protein of 568 amino acids.
UUUUCCAUAACAAAAGCCUUAUCGGACCGGGCAUCGUGCCAUCCGUGUGCUCCAGUCCAGUCCAGUCCAGUCCAGUUCCGCUUCGUCCGCGGCGACGGCGACGCCCGUUCCCCAUGCCGCCGGCGCCGGCGCGGUGGCGGCGCGGGGCCCGCUCGCCCGUGCCCCCGCGUCUCCUCCAUCGAGCCCUCCUCGUGGCUGCCUUCUCCGCGGCGGCCCUCAUCCUACUCAUACUACUCCAGCACCACCACGGCCCUAAAGCCCCAAACACGUCGACCGCAUCCCGCUCUCGGGUCUUCUCCGACGAGCUCCCGGAGGACUCUCCCUCCGCGGAGCAGGAUCCGGGGGUCGGGGACGGGGCCACGUGCGCGACGGUUGAGAGGAUGGGGGAGAAGGCCGCGGGCGCGGGGCGGGGCUCGCCGGAGCAGGCCAGCCUGCGGGUCCGCGCGUUGAUCCGGCGCCACUUCGAGCUCCACGGAGCAGAAAGAGUGAGAACGCUUCCUGCCCAUGAAUUCUGCAAACAAGGCUUUGUGUUGGGGAAAGCAUCUGAAGCUGGAUUUGGCAAUGAAAUGUACAAGAUCUUAACAGCAGGAGCCUUGAGUGUCAUGUUAAAUCGAUCUUUAAUCAUCGGGCAAACCAGGGGAUUGUAUCCUUUCGGGGAGUACAUUUCUUAUACCAACCACUCGUUCACUAUUCAUGAAAUCAAACAUUUGUGGAGGAAACAUCACUGUGCUAGAACAUAUGGUCGAGAUCUGAAUAUAAGAGUGGACAUUUUUGAAAACCCACUUGAGACCAAUGUUCUGUGUAGUGACUGGAAUAGCUGGAAGGAUCCUAUUAUCUGGUUUGAUGGCACAACAGAUGCAGUUGGGAUUCAGUUUUUUCUGAAGAAUGUUCAUCCUAGAAUGAAGGCUGCUGCAUCGGCCCUUUUUGGAUUGCCAGAUUCAUUGGAUGCCAGGCCUAAUACAUUUGGUGAACUUAUGCGAGCUAUCAUAUCUCCAUCCGGUACAGUCAAAGCAGCAGUUAACUGGGCUUUGAAGGGUGUGAAUCCAGAUGUUGUUUUGCACAUGCGCAUGAUGGCAAAUAGGCCAGUCCGAGCAAGAAAAGCUGCAGUUCUUUGUAUUAAGAGAGCCCUACAGAUUUGCUGUAUGACGGGUACACCUCGAGUGGCAUUGGUCUCAGACACACCAGCAUUUGUGAAGGAGAUAAAGUCAGAAAUCAGUGAGUUUGCAGAGGUACUUUAUUUUGAUUACAAGUUGUUUACAAAGACUUCUGGUCUAGAGAUAGUUGGAAAUGAUAAGCCUUUGGAUUUUCGAUCAAGAGACUGGGGAUCAGCUCCAAGGUGGGUGGCAUUUGUUGAUUUCUUUCUAGCUGCACAGGCCAGAAACGCAGUAGUCACUGGAGCACAUCGUCGUGUGGGGACAACCUACGCUCAACUCAUUGCAGCAUUGGCUGCAGCAAACAGACAUGGCCAAGAGCCUUCAGGCACCAACUUCACGUUCUUAAGCAGUGUCCACAGCAACCUGCUGGUCGACGGGCUCUCGACGCAGGUCGGCUGGGGCCAUGUCUGGAACAGAUACGCCGGUCCUCUCAGCUGCCGGCGCCAGCCGCACCAAUGCGCCCUGACCCCGCUCCUCCCGCCCGCCUGGUGGGAUGGCCAGUGGCAGAGCCCCAUUUCCAGGGACGUCAGGAGGCUGGUGGAGUAUGGCGUUCGGCUGUCAAACACUGGGGAGGUGGACGAGAGGCGCCUUGCAGCGCACUGCCGGUCGAGGAAAGAUCACGUGAAGAGGUACCAUGUCCUCCCACCGUACAAGAACCCGGCAUGAUCGUAAGGGAGGUCUUGGAGAGGAGCUCACCAGUUUUGCAUUAACCGCUUAGAUGAGUGUAGGAUAGAGCGGUCAGGCAUUUUAAACUGGCCAUGUUGCUAAUCUCUGUGGCGGCGUCACUGAUGGUGCCGGUUUUGGUGAGGCUGUAGCGCAGGGGUUUUGCUGGUAGCAUCAUGCAUCGCAGAUUUGUAUGUAGUUCACCAGCUGUUUCUUUCAGCUUGGAAUUGGGCAAACUGGAGCAUUUGAAAAAAGCGUGCGUGCACAAAGCAGGAGAUA